UAAACACCCUGAUUUGGGAGACACCAAAAGUUUUUACCAAACCAACUAAAUUAGAAACCAAACUCAAAUGGCUAAGCAAACACAAAGGUAUAUUAGUUUGGCGGGAUCCAUGGUGCGCAAGUUUCACACGGCGCAGUUUCCACGAUGUGAUAAGGUAUCGAUGUCGAAUUUCGACUGUGGUAUCCCUUUGCCCUAUAAGAAGCUAAAGGAGACUCUUGCCUGCGUCAAGGCCAAGCUCAAAGGGCCGCUGACUUUGUCGGAGAAGGUCUUGUACUCCCAUUUGGAUCAACCGGAUUCGCAGGAGAUCGUGCGAGGCAAGUCCUACUUGCGAUUGCGUCCGGAUCGCGUUGCCCUGCAGGAUGCCACGGCCCAGAUGACCCUGCUCCAGUUUAUUUCGUCGGGCUUAAAGAAGGUUGCAGUUCCAUCGACGGUGCACUGCGAUCACUUGAUCGAGGCCCAGGUGGAGGGCAAAAAGGACUUGGCCCGGGCAAAGGAUCUCAACAAGGAGGUGUUCGAGUUUCUUUCCUCCGCGUGCGCGAAAUACAACUUGGGUUUCUGGAAGCCCGGCAGCGGAAUAAUCCAUCAGAUCAUUUUGGAGAACUACGCCUUUCCGGGUCUCCUGAUGAUCGGCACCGAUUCCCAUACGCCGAACGGCGGUGGCCUCGGUGGUCUGUGCAUCGGGGUCGGUGGUGCCGAUGCCGUCGAUGUGAUGGCCAAUAUACCGUGGGAACUUAAGUGCCCCACAGUGAUUGGCUGUCAUCUGACGGGUAAGAUCAGUGGCUGGACAUCGCCCAAGGACAUCAUUUUGAAGGUUGCCGAGAUCCUUACGGUCAAGGGAGGCACUGGCGCCAUUGUGGAGUACCAUGGACCCGGGGUGGAGUCCAUUUCCUGCACUGGCAUGGCCACCAUUACCAAUAUGGGAGCCGAGAUCGGAGCCACAACAUCGGUUUUCCCGUUCAACGAUCGCAUGGUCUCCUAUUUGUGUGCCACGGGACGUGGAAAGAUUGCCGCGGAGGCGAUGAAGAACAAGGAUCUGCUGGUGCCGGACAAGGGCUGCAAGUACGACAAGGUGAUCGAGAUCAAUUUGGACACCCUGGAACCGCUGGUCAACGGGCCCUUCACGCCCGACUUGGCCCAUCCCAUCAGCAAACUGGGUGCGAACUCCGAGAAGAAUGGCUAUCCAAUGGACAUCAAGGUGAGUCUGAUUGGAUCCUGCACGAAUUCCUCGUAUGAGGACAUGGGACGAUGUGCCAGCAUUGCCAACGAUGCUUUGAGUCAUGGGCUCAAGUCCUGCGUUCCCUUCAAUGUCACCCCGGGAUCGGAACAAGUUCGGGCCACCAUUGCGAGGGAUGGUUUCAUAGAGGUCCUGGAAAAGUUCGGCGGCACCGUGCUAGCGAAUGCCUGUGGUCCCUGCAUUGGCCAGUGGGAUCGCAAGGAUGUGAAAAUGGGUGAAAAGAACACCAUUGUCACUUCGUAUAAUCGCAACUUUACCGGCCGAAACGAUGCCAAUCCGGCAACACACUGUUUUGUCACAAGUCCGGAAAUGGUAACAGCUUUAUCCAUUGCCGGACGCUUGGAUUUCAAUCCCCUGACGGACGAACUCGAGGGCAAGGAUGGCAAAAUGUUCAAACUUAAGGCGCCAACCGCCGAGGAACUGCCGGCCAAGGGUUUCGACCCCGGCGAGGACACCUACCAGGCUCCGCCCGAGAAGGGCGAUGAUAUCAAGGUCAAUGUGGAUCCCAAGUCGGACAGACUGCAAAUGCUCGAGCCCUUCGAGAAAUGGGACGGCAAGGACUACAUUGAUUUGAUGGUUUUGAUCAAGAUCAAGGGCAAGUGCACUACGGAUCAUAUUAGUGCCGCUGGUCCAUGGCUAAAGUACCGCGGUCACUUGGAUAAUAUUUCGAAUAACAUGUUCAUCGGGGCCACCAAUGCCGAGAAUAACGAGAUGAACAAGGUCAAGAACCAGAAGUCCGGCCAAUUCGACGCCGUUCCAGCCGUGGCCCGGGAUUACAAGGCCAAUAAGUUGCGGUGGUGCGCUGUGGGUGAGGAGAACUACGGCGAGGGAUCCUCCAGGGAGCAUGCCGCCCUGGAGCCCCGUCACUUGGGCGGUGUGGCCAUCAUUGUCAAGUCAUUUGCCCGGAUCCACGAGACCAAUCUCAAGAAGCAGGGCAUGCUGGCCCUGACAUUCGCCAAUGCCGGCGACUACGACAAAAUCCAGCCAUCGAGCAAGAUAUCGCUGCUCAACCUCAAGGACUUGGCACCCGGAAAGCCGGUGGACUGCGAGAUCAAGAACAACGGAGGCUCCGACAAAAUCCAGCUGAACCACACCCUCAACGAGCAGCAGAUCAAGUGGUUCCAGGCCGGCAGUGCCUUGAAUCUGAUGAAGGAGCUGUCUGCCAAGAGCGGGGACAAGAAAUAGUUACCAUAGUUUUUCUAAACAGAAUAUUAUUUUAACUAAAUUUGUACGUUAUUUUAUCUUAUGUGGACCACAAGUAAUAUUUCACCAUUAAAGUGGCAAUCGAGUA
This is a messenger RNA of Drosophila takahashii, 2525 nucleotides long. It is a transcript of the gene mAcon2, whose product is annotated as Mitochondrial aconitase 2. NCBI's taxonomy places the organism in Eukaryota, Metazoa, Arthropoda, Insecta, Diptera, Drosophilidae. Gene Ontology annotation, cellular component: mitochondrion; cytosol. Gene Ontology annotation, biological process: tricarboxylic acid cycle. The record is from RefSeq and is a predicted model, not a curated record. Gene Ontology annotation, molecular function: aconitate hydratase activity; 4 iron, 4 sulfur cluster binding.